This is a messenger RNA of Darwinula stevensoni, 1911 nucleotides long. NCBI's taxonomy places the organism in Eukaryota, Metazoa, Arthropoda, Ostracoda, Podocopida, Darwinulidae. The record is from the annotation of a GenBank genome assembly.
AUGAUUUUGCAGCUGGUGGACGUGCAUGUGUACGUGGUGCCGAAGGAAAAGUGGAUCCGAUCGAGGCGGCUGGCGGCGAAUAAGGUCUCGAUGACCUCCGUCUCUGCUGGAUUCGUCAGAGUGAUGCCGGAAUUGAGCCUGUUCAACCUGAGGCCGGAGCUUGCCACCCAGCUCGGUUAUCGAGACGUUCCUCAUCGAUACGUGUUCCUUCGAUCCGUUGGACGACAUUUUACGGCUUGCGGUGCAAGUAUUAUGUCGCAAGGUGAAAGUCCGUUGUUUGCUCCGGCAGACGUUUACCCGGAAGAGGAAUUCCGGGAAAUUCUUUGGAAUGGUUUGAGUGAGGAAUACGAGAUCCAGGGUCUCAUCCUUAGGAGAAAGAGAUCUCGGACACGCAACCCUGACGUGAAGCUGCGCCAGGAGCACCACGUGAAGGUGAAGAACUUCCUUCCCCCGGCGACGACCGAGCCGGCAGUGUUCGUGAUCGAGCCACCACCCGAUGACUACUUCGAAUCCCACCCACCCCAUCAACUUCCUCUCGAAUACGGCACUCGACUGCGCGGGGAUGAUGGGAGUUUGCGAGCAGAACUGGUGAAUUUCGAGGAUUCUCAUGGAUCAAGGGAGGAUACAGAAGACUCUGGAUUUGCAGGAAACAGUUCCGAUCUGGACGAUUCACCUGUCAGCCACCCGGACAUCCAUCAAAACAGCAGCCUGACGAGAGAAUCCAGAGAGAAGAUUCGGGAUGCGGAGGGGCACAUCAAGUAUCGCUCCAAAUCGAUGGAGCAGAUCAGGUCGGAUGAAUUCGAGACGAAAGAGAUCAGGUUCCUCGACGACGACGUGCUUUUGGAUCCUCGAAGACGAAAGGACAUCACGGACAAGGCCACGGCUCGGCACCUUUUCCACAUUCACAGAUACAGGGGACCCAGGGAAAAGGACUUUCACAGUCGCAUCCCCGUUGCCGUGGGACGGAAUCCCAAGAUCUCUCUCGCUUUGGCCGAUCCUCUCCAGCGGGGACACCUGAUUCACAAGCACAACUGCCUGAACCAUGACAUGCCGGCGCCGAUGACGGGCGAGGAAUAUCGAAACCUGAGACGCGGUCCGACAAAGGGGAACCUGAGGAAUCUGUUCCAACGAAUGAGGCGACAUAAGCACCGACAGGAAGACAACGAAGAGAGGAGUAAGGCGGAUGCAGAAACGCUGACCAACAACUCCAUCUUGUCUGCCACCAAAUUCCUUCAACGAAAUCGAGAACAGGAGGAACUGCGACGGAGGAGGAAGUUCGAGAUGGAACAGAAGGCUCAAAGAAUUUGCACGUUGAAGAACGAGUUGGGAUCUCUGAGACACGAAACGCGAGAAAGAGAACGCGUGAGGGCUCGCCUCGUCGACGAAGCCCAUCGCCUUCAAGAAACCUACAAUCGACGAGUGGCCGACGAGCAUGAGAGAUGGCACAAGAUGUACCUGCUGGAGAAAAGGAGGACGAAAGACCUGGAGGCUGCUUGCACCGCUCUUCGCAAGGAUUUGGAAGUCCUGCACAAAAAACUUCUUACAAGACUUCGCUCCUCGUCUGUUCCCGUUGGCUACGGCAAGGAAAUGCCCUCGAAAAAGCUGAACCAUAAAAUAGCAUGUAUGAGAUACGAGCACGAGAUCUUGGAUCUGAGGAAACGGGUCGAGAACGUUCACAUCAGGGUCGAAGCCGAAGACAAGCUGAAGAACCAUGCCCAAGAGGAGAUCAAGAACCUGAGGAAGGAUAUGGGAGAGAAACGAAAGAUCGCUUUGGAGUUGCGAAGGCAAAAUGAACUGGGUGGCCACCUGGUCCAUUCCCAGAUGACAACCAACCUGGUCCGUUCCCAGACGACGGCCAACCUGGCCCGGCCCCACUCGAAGGCUCCUCAUCACAGAUCCACUGACUUUUGA